This is a messenger RNA of Morone saxatilis (striped sea-bass), 3217 nucleotides long. It is a transcript of the gene cdh16, whose product is annotated as cadherin 16, KSP-cadherin. Gene Ontology annotation, biological process: cell morphogenesis; cell-cell junction assembly; homophilic cell-cell adhesion. Gene Ontology annotation, molecular function: cadherin binding; calcium ion binding. The record is from RefSeq and is a predicted model, not a curated record. The transcript has 18 exons. Gene Ontology annotation, cellular component: adherens junction; catenin complex; plasma membrane. NCBI's taxonomy places the organism in Eukaryota, Metazoa, Chordata, Actinopteri, Moronidae. Bases 127 to 2598 code for a protein of 823 amino acids.
CAUGUUUUUCUGAACGUGUUAACCAUUAAUCCACCAAAGGAGUACAAGUACGCAAUUUUUCCACCCAAUUUAAACUCCUCUCACAGCUCUCAGAAGGAGCACACACAUCAUUUGGAGAAGGGACACAUGGCUGACACAGGAACUAAACCAAUGCUCAUCAUAGCUCUCACAUUGGUGAUACUUCACACAUUUGGACCAUGCUCUGGGGCAAAUGUUAAAAUUGGUGUCCCUGAAAACUAUGAUGGUAUUUUCCCAUGGUAUCUUGCCAAGCUCCAUAGUCUGCCAGGUAAUUACAGUGACCUGGUGGUAACAGGCGAUGAUGAGGGAAUAUUCGGAGUCGACGCUCAGUUUCUGUAUGCUCUGAAACCGCUGGACAGAGAGAAACAGCCGUCUUACUCUCUGCAGGUGUCCUUCAGAACAUCAGUGCACCAUCAAAGCUUCACCGUCGAAGUGUGUGUCAUCGACAAGAAUGACAAUGUGCCCACUUUCAUAGAGGAGAGCAUGAGAGGCAGCGUGCAGCUCGGGCUUCUCAAAGGGAUCCCAUUCAUGCAGGUGGAGGCGCUGGAUCGUGAUGACCGCAACACUGCCCACGCUGAGCUGCGGUUCAGACUGAUGGAACAGACACCCAGGAUUCCCUCCAGCCAAAUGUUCUUCAUCGACUCCAUCAGUGGAGAGGUUUCCCUCACUGAUGAAGGAGCCUCCACUCUGGACCCAGAGAUGUGCGGCCGUUAUAAGCUCUCUGUGAUGGUGAAGGACAUGGCUGGGAAGGCAAACGCUUUCUUCACCACUGGCAUUGUUACUGUUGAGGUGACCGGAAACACCUGGGCAUCGCCCGACCCUGUGCGACUUCAGGAGAACCUCCCAGGCCCGUAUCCUAUCCCCAUCUCACAGGUCAAAUGGAGUGGAAGUCAGGCAGAGUACAGUCUGGAGGGAGAGUUUCCAGAGAUGCUUUUUACCAUCAGCAGAGAAGGAGUCAUUUAUCUCAACGCCCCACUGGACAGAGAGACACAAGACCAGUUCCAGAUCAGCAUUGUGGUUGAGCGUCCAGAUGGCAGAGAAAUUGCCAAACCUGUGGAGUUGAGGGUGAUGGUAGGCGACGCCAAUGAUAACAGACCCACCUUUCCACAGGCACAAUACCAUACCGUGGUCAAGGAACUGGCUGCCCGAGGGACAGAAAUCCUGACAGUGCAAGCAGCCGACAACGAUGAUCCCAAGACGGACAAUGUGCGAAUCUUCUACCGUUUAGUUGGACAAAUUCCUGAGAGUCCUCGUGCCCUCUUCAGAGUGGACCGUGACUCAGGGGUCAUCUCCGUCCAGGCAGACAGUAUGGAGGGUACAGCUCCUCAAUACACCCUCACAAUCACUGCUGAGGAUGCCAAAGGUCUAAACAGUUCCUGCACUGUGGUCGUGACAGUGCAGGAUGAGAACAACAACCCACCAGUCUUCUCCCAACAUGAGUAUGGGCCCUUUCACAUCCCAGAGAACGCUCCAGUGGGCACCACAGUUACAGCUGUGCUGGCAGGGGAUGCAGAUGUUCGAGGAGGAGACAGCUGGCAGGUGGACUACCGCUUAGAGUCUGGAAAUGAGGAGGAGGUCUUCACAUUAGUGACAGACAAGCAGACCAAUGAGGUUACACUCGUACUUUCAAAGGUGUUGGACUUUGAGCGGGAAAGUGAGUACAUCCUCGUGCUCAGUGCUCAGAACCCAGUGGCUUUGGUCCGUGGCCGAUAUGGACCUGCCUCCACAGCAACAGUCUCCAUCUAUGUUGAUGAUGUGAAUGAAGGUCCAGUCUUGUCUCAAAGCCAUUAUGAGGUGACUGUCAGAGAGGGCGAGGAACCAGGACGGGUUAUCGCCACUAUUCGAGGUUAUGACCCCGAUUCUCACCCAAUCAGAUAUUCUCUUCAAGGGGACACCAAGAAAUACUUUUCAAUAGGGAAGUAUUCUGGUGAACUAAAGACAGUGCAGGCCUUGGAUAGAGAGGAGAACAGCACAUACACCAUGGAGGUCAUUGCAGUAGAUGGACGAAACUCUUCCUUAUCUGCGUCCACCUUGGUGACUGUCCAAAUCCUGGACGUGAAUGACAACAGUCCGGUGCUGGUUGGAGACUAUUCCUGGAAGUACCUGUGUACACCUCGCUGGGAGGACCAAGCUCUGGUGCUUGCCUCACGGGACAGUGAUGGGCCACAGCAUGGAGGACGACUGAACUUCUCCCUGCGCAGUGAUGCCACAGUCAGACGUAACUGGAAGCUAACACCUAUUAAUGAUACUCACACUAACCUGUCAUUAAACAUCCCAUACUUGGCUCCUGAGGUCUACACUGUGCCCUUCACUAUCUCUGACAGCAGCUCUCCUCCCAGGAGCACCUUCAUAAACUUGCCAGUGACAGUGUGUCCCUGCAACAUCAGAGGGAACUGCAAAAUGGCUGCCAAGCAGUUGCAGGGCAUGCCAACUAUUCAAUCUGCAGUGGGAAUUCUUCUGGGCACCUUUGCAGUCAUAGGAACCAUCCUCAUUGUUGUAUUUGUGAGACUGUCCUACCAGAACCCCAAACAGCCGAGCAAAACUAACCAGGAGAGAGUUCCCCUGAAGAUUUCAAUCUAAUCAGCACGAUACUGUGAUGUCUGUCCUGCUUACUGCCCUGGCCAAAUGGACCGAUGUAGGGCACUGAAUUCAUUGAGUGACCAUGAAUGUCUAAAAAAUUAUGUAUAUUUCAGUCAUAGGAUCAAUGUUAAAUACAUGUGUAGGCUUGUGUCUGGGACAUGAUGUUUGCUUAUGUUUUAAGUUUGUCAUUUUUUUUAUUGCUGUAGACCUGUUCAUUUGUUGCAAAAUUUUGCCUAUUUAUUACAACAGCAGUAGGGCCAUGAACAGAAAAAGUUGUCAUUUUACAAGAAAAGUUGUAAUUUAGAUUAAAGUCUUAAUAUUUCAAGUUUCAAGUCAUAACUUUAAAAAAGCAGACUUCUUUCCUGUAAAUUUUAGAUUUAUUUUUUUCUAACCUUGGCUUCAGUACUCAUAGUAAUUUACACUGCAUGUACCUGUUAUUCAUUUAUGUUAAACACAUCUGCUCAUUGCUAUCACACUGAUUCCUAAUUAAGAUAAAUUGAUACAAGAAGAUUGUUGUAAAACCAUAUAUAAGAAGUAACAUGCUUGUAAAUGCUGACGUGAUUUAAUAUAAUUUAACACAUCAAAGAAUUAAAACAUCUUGCAAGCACUGUAACUGCAU